AUGGAUUUUGCUGAACUUCGCCUAGGAGACAUGCUGAUUGCGAAAACCAUAUCCACUUCGCGUAUUGAAACAGACACAGACGAUAAAUGUCCUCUGAUUGCGUCACACGUGAAGGGAACGCUUGCUUAUCUACCACCAGAAUUUAUAACUAAUAAGAUCCUUUCCACGAAAUUAGAUGUGUACAGUUUUGGAAUAGUUCUACUGGAGAUAGGCACAGGCAUGCGCGCUUACAUGGACUCGCGCAGUCCUCCGAGCCUUGCCGAAUACUGUGCCAUUACCAAAAGUUCAUACAAAGGCAGUGACUGGGUAGGACUUCUGAUGGACAAACGUACACCAGCUCUGGAAAACAAAGGCACAUCAGUAGCAUUUCUAUUUUUCACCGAUAUUCUUUUUUUUUUCUUAGAUGCUCUCACGUGGUGGUUCGAUGGCUUGAUACGCUUGGGCCUGCAGUGCGUAGAAAAGGAUAGGCUUGCGCGUCCACCUUUUCCAGAAAUUGUCAAAAUCUUGUCAGAGCUUUCCAUUAAUUUCGACUUCACCGCAUAG
Molecule: messenger RNA, 543 nt
Organism: Strongylus vulgaris
Lineage: Eukaryota; Metazoa; Nematoda; Chromadorea; Rhabditida; Strongylidae
Source: the annotation of a GenBank genome assembly